Molecule: messenger RNA, 693 nt
Organism: Amborella trichopoda
Lineage: Eukaryota; Viridiplantae; Streptophyta; Magnoliopsida; Amborellales; Amborellaceae
Source: RefSeq, a predicted model, not a curated record
AUGGAGGAUAUUAGGGCCAUGGUGAUUGCCAAGAAACAUGGCAGUUUUUACCAGAAAAUGGAUUCCGGUGAGAUAACAGCAGGUUCAGAGAUGAGGGGAAGAGGGAGAGCUGUCCGGAGUUGGAUUUAUGGGUGUUUAUCCUCUACACAUUUUUUUAUACUAUUCAAAGGAUGCCCUUCGGGGGUUUUUGGAGCCUCACGUGGGCUUCGUCAAGGUGAUCCUUCGUCCCAUUUUUUGUUCACCAUUUAUGCAGAGUGCUUUAGUCGUUUUGUUCAGAAUGUUAAAGCAAAAUGGCAAUUUGUGGGUUUUCUUAUGCCUAAUAAUGGUCUGUGUAUAUCGCACUUACAAUAUGCUGAUGAUAUAUUGCUUUUUUGUGUGGCUAAAUGUGACCAAGUUGAGAAUAUUGCUACGUUCUUGAAAUGCUGUGAAGUAGCUUUGGGGCUUAAGGUUAAUUUUGAAAAAUCUACAGUGAUGGGUAUUAAUUGUGGUGAUGGGUGGUAUAUGCCUGAAAUUGCUGUUAUCUGGAAGUGGCCUUUGCCGCUUAAGAUUCAAGCCUUUUUGUGGUUGGCAAUGCAAGAUAAGGUUCUCACUAUUGAUAAUCUUAUCAAAAGAUCUUGGGAUUGCUAUGAUUAUGCCUGCGGCAGUCUAGGGGAUUAUUAUGAAUUUAGUGGUUUCAUGGCUUCUACAUUCUAG